Molecule: messenger RNA, 2538 nt
Organism: Rotaria sp. Silwood1
Lineage: Eukaryota; Metazoa; Rotifera; Eurotatoria; Philodinida; Philodinidae
Source: the annotation of a GenBank genome assembly
AUGUCGAGACAACGAACUGAAGCUGUGGCUGAAACAAUGUCAAAGUCACACAAUAUUCGUAAUAUGUGUGUCAUUGCACAUGUUGAUCAUGGUAAAUCGACAUUAACUGAUGCAUUAGUUUAUAAGGCUGGUAUUAUUACUGAGCAACAAGCUGGCGAACGUCGAUUUACUGAUACAUUGGAAGCCGAAAAAGAAAAGGGCAUUACAAUUAAAUCAUCAUCUGUUAGUAUGUUCUAUGAAUUGGAUGAUCAAAUUCUCGGUGAUCUCAAACGGGACGGUAAUGGAUUUCUAGUCAAUCUUAUUGAUUCUCCAGGUCAUGUUGAUUUUUCAUCAGAGGUUACUGCUGCAUUACGUGUAACUGAUGGUGCAUUACUUGUAGUUGAUGCUGUCUCAGGUGUAUCUGUACAAACUGAAACUGUUCUUCGACAAGCUCUGUCUGAACGUGUACAAUUAGCAUUAGUUAUAAAUAAAGUUGAUCGAUGUAUAUUAGAACAAAAAUUAGAACCUGAAGAACUUUAUCAAAAGUUAUCAGGUAUCGUUGCACGAUGUAAUGCCUUAAUAGCAACAUAUCGAAGUACUGAUGAUAUGAUUUAUUCGGAUGAACAUUUUAAUCCAAAAUUAGGUAAUGUUGCAUUUGCAUCUGGUAAACAAGGUUGGGCAUUUACAAUACAUCAAUUUGCAACAUUUUUUUCUGAAAAAACAAAAAUAUCUAAAGAUAAAUAUAUAGAUCGUUUAUGGGGUGAAUCAUAUUAUUCAUCAGCAAAUAAAAAAUGGAUUUCAUAUGAACAAUCAAGAUCAAUUGAUGAUGCUAAUCGUGGUUUUAAUCAAUUUAUUCUUCAACCACUUUAUCAAAUUCUUCAUGCAUGUACAGAAUUAAAUAUGGAUGAAGUUCGAACAUUAUUAACAAAAAUCGAUAUUAAAUUACCAGCUGCUAAACUAGAUGCUACUGUACUUGAUGGUAAAACAAUAACAUCGAAUGUAAUGAAACGUUGGUUACCAGCUGGUGAAGCUAUGUUACAUUUAAUUAUUCUUCAUCUUCCAUCUCCUGUACAAGCACAAAUUUAUCGUAUUCAACAUUUAUAUGAAGGUCCUCAAGAUGAUCAAGUAGCAUGUUCAAUGAAAGCUUGUGAUCCAAAUGGUGAAGUUAUGAUUUACAUUAGUAAGAAAAUUCCUGCUCAAGAUGGAUCACGUUUUCUUUGUUUUGGUCGUAUUUUUUCUGGUACAAUUAUAUCAGGAACAAAUGUACGUAUUCUUGGUCCUGAUUAUCGACCAGGUUCAACAACUGAUUUACAAAUAAAAAAUGUAACAAGUGUUGGAGUUAUGGUUGGUGAUCGUUGUAUAUCAAUGAAUCAUGUACCAGCUGGUAAUGUUGUUGCAUUAACAGGUAUUGAUAAAUGUUUAGUAAAAACAGCAACAAUAACAACAAGUUCUGAAGCACAUAAUUUUCGUGUUAUGAAAUUUUCUGUUAGUCCAGUUGUACGUGUUGCUGUUGAUGUAAAAGAUCCAACUGAUCAUGCUAAACUUGUUGAUGGUCUUAAAAAAUUAGUUCAAGGUGAUUCACUUGUACAAGUAUUAAAUGAAAAUGGACAACAUGUUAUUGCUACAGCUGGUGAAUUACAUUUAGAAAUAUGUUUAGCUGAAUUAGAAAAAACACAUGCACGUUGUCCACUUAAAGUAGCAACACCAAUUGUAACAUAUCGUGAAACGAUAACUGCUGAAUCACGUCAAAUAGCUUUUACAAAAACAACAAAUAAACAUAAUAAAUUUUUUAUGCGUGCAUCACCAUUAGAAGCAGGUUUAGCUGAAGCUAUUGAAUCAGGUCGUAUAUCAUCGAAACAAGAUCCAAAAGAAAGAUCAAGAAUAUUAGUUGAUGAAUUUGGUUGGGAUUUAGCUGCAACAAAGAAAAUUUGGGCAUUUGGUCCAUAUGAUAAUGGACCAAACAUACUUGUUGAUGGAACAAGAAGUGUUGAUGGUUUAGGAAAUAUUCAAGAUGCAAUUGUUGCUGCUUUUCAAUGGACGACUCAAGAAGGUGUUCUUGCAUCUGAAAAUCUUCAUGGUGUUCGAAUUGAAUUACUUGAUGCUGAAAUUCAUCGAGAUGCAGCUCAUCGUCGACCUGAUCAAAUUAUUCCAGCUAUUCGUCGAUGUCUUUUAGCAAGUUUACAUAUGGCUGAACCUCGUCUACUUGAACCUAUGUUUCUUGUUGAUAUUGAAUGUCCAACAUCUAUGAUCGGUAGAGUUUAUGCAACAUUAAACAAACGUCGUGGUCAAAUAAAUGAAGAAGUUGAAUUAAGUGGAACAACAUUAUCUCGUAUAAAAGCCUUUUUACCUGUUAAUGAAUCAUUUGGUUUUACAGCUGAAUUACGUCAAGUAACAAGUGGUACAGCAUUUCCUCAAUGUCAAUUUGAUCAUUGGUCAUUAUUACCUGGUGAACCGUUUGAAAUGAAUUCAAAAUGUGGAUUAAUUGUAAAUGAUAUACGUCAACGUAAAUCUUUACCACAACAAAUUCCAACAUUGGAAUCUCUCAUCGAUCGACAAUAA